AUGGAAUACAAUUUAUGUUUUAACAAUCAAAAAACAAAUAAAGUCAUUUUGACUACUUUAAAAAAUUUGGAAAAUAUGUUUUUUAUUGAGUAUUCAGAUUCCGAAGAGAGUUCUGAAUCAGAUAAUGACUAUAAUAAAAAAAUUCUUGAUAUUAAUGAUAAUAUUAACUUAGAUAAGUUAAAUAAAUUUGAAUUUGUAGAAGUUCCUAAAAACUAUAUUAAAGAUAAAUUUCUUAUAUGUCAUGCUGAAUUUGAAAGUUCUGAUAAAAAUAUACGGGAUAUGGUUAUUAAAGUUUGCUAUGAUACAUAUUUGGCUUUUGUAGGAGUUAGUCAUAAAUAUUCAGAAUCAAUUAUAAAACAUUUACAAGAACAUAGUCUUGAAGAACAUAUACAUAGAAAUAUAGAUAGAGCUCCAAAAAUAUGA
Scutellospora calospora is the source of this 423-nucleotide messenger RNA. NCBI's taxonomy places the organism in Eukaryota, Fungi, Glomeromycota, Glomeromycetes, Diversisporales, Gigasporaceae. The record is from the annotation of a GenBank genome assembly.